CGUGAUAUAUGGGGAGGGGGGGGGUAGUCUUAAACCUCACUAUGUAUCACUAUGGGGGAGGGGAGGUCAAAAAAUGCCAAAAAAAACAUCACGUGAUUAAUGGACGGCCCCCUAGAUGUCGCUACGAUACGUUCUUGAUUUCUCCAUGACAACCCUUCCUUUUUUCUUGGGUUUUCUUUCAUGUUUAAAAGUAAAUUAGUUUGCAAAACUCAUAUUCUAUUUGUACUUUUUCGUAUUUGUAUUGAUAUCUUUGUUUCGAACUUUGCAAAUUUCACUUUAUUAAUAUGUUAGUUAAAAGGAACUGAAAUGACUGUCUUUGGUCUAUUCGAUUCUUGCAAUAAUCAAAUUUUGCUCGAGUCGCCAUCUAGUGGAGGUGCUUUUUUAGUGCUUUCAUUUUUUUUCGAAAUACUUCCUCAUUAAACAGUAAAGAUUAAUUAUAUAAUAGUUAUAAGAAAGCAGAAUUAUUAGUUUAAUUAUGAAUAAUAAUAAAAUCAAAAUGGAAUUCGGUUCGUAGGACUUAAAUUAUUUUUUCCUUUGAUUAUUAUUGGUUCUACAUAUUGACUACAUUUACUGGGAUUGUCGUCACUAACUAUCUCUAUACGUGGUAGAGAUUAGACAGAGAACACUAUUCACACACAUCUAUUUACCCACUUUUAUGACUUCAUAUUACUAAUUUUAUAAUAUUUUCAUUCGUAUUGCAGUUGGAAUUAAAUACAACGAAAAAUGAAGAGUUAAAAUUUAAUACAAAAGAAUCACACAUAGCUAAGAAUGUAGAAUCUACCUAUUACAAUACCCAAGCGAUUGAAAAUACCCAAAACGACUACAGCAACAUUGACGAAAUAUUAGCAAUCGAUUCAAUGUUUAACAAAAAUAUCAAUACACAAAUUUCUAACAAAUUUAAUGAUACAUCUCAAAAUUACACUCACGUCAGUCAGAGUCAAUACAAUAAUAUAACAUUUAAUGAUAUAUUAUUCAAAUCUAAAGAACGUUUUAGUAAAGAUGCUAAUAACAAUACAGAUAAACAAAAUAACAACAGCAACCUAUCUAUGAAUGAGAAUCCAGCAGCAAUCGAAGCGGAAACAAUCAAAGAUAUUAAUGAUAAAGAAAUAUAUCGAAGCGAUUUCGAUGAAUCACUAAAUAAACAUAAUAUAAAUGUCCAUAACAUUCGAAUUGGUGAAAUAAAUGAACACAAUAAAGACACUUUUAAAAAUAACAAUCACAUAAUAGAAAAUAAUGAUAAUGCAUUUGAAAAUAUCAAUCACACGAUCGAAAAUAACAGUCGCACGUUAGAAAAUAUCAAUCAUAUAAUUGAAAAUGACGUACAGACGAUUGAUAGUGACAGUCAAUCGGGAUUGAUAACGUUUAAAGUGAUAGAAGAAUUGAAUAAAGUCAAAAGUUAUUUAAAUAGAAAUGGUGAUAGAAGAAUCAGUGGCGAAUGCUCAUUGGAUUCUGGUUACAAGAGUGAUAAUCAAUCGAGAAGUUCUAGAAGUUGUAAGUGAAUUAUGACAAUAUUAGGGUUCUGUGCAGGGGUGGAUCGUGAAUUUGUGGGGCUCUGCUCCGUGCUAAUACUUCAGGGGCCUAUUUAUAAAUGAAAUAAUAGGGAUGAUGACUAAUUUUUGUUUGUUUGUCCGUCAGAUAGAUGUUAAAAAAUAUUGAACACGUAUUUUUUUAUUUUUUUCGUAAUCAUAAAAUAACGGCGUUACAUGGAGUUGAAAUUUCGCAUGACUUCACGUUAGAGUACGUUUUCUACUCAACUGUGACGUAGCGAGCCCCCACUCCUCAACUUCAAUGCCUGUUAUCUAAGCUAUUUCUUGUUAAAUUAAAGUAAAAAAAAAAUACGUAUCUAAUAUUUUUCUAUUAUCUGACUGACGGACUAAAUAGAAUUGCAUUUUUUUACCCAGUCAUCAUCCCUAUUGUAGUUUUGUUAAACUGCUUUUAAUAAUACUAAUGUGUGUAUAUUGAGGGUUCUUUGUAAGCCCUUAGGUAGAUCCGCCCCUGGUUCUGGGGGUUAAUUGUGUAAUUGCAAAAUUUAUCACAAUCUCUUUCAAAGACAUAACGAUUCUGAUAGCUAUUAAUGGAAUCAUGUCACUAUUAAAAUAGCAAGCGAAUG
Messenger RNA from Diatraea saccharalis (sugarcane borer), 2110 nucleotides. NCBI's taxonomy places the organism in Eukaryota, Metazoa, Arthropoda, Insecta, Lepidoptera, Crambidae. The record is from the annotation of a GenBank genome assembly.